Molecule: messenger RNA, 2694 nt
Organism: Verticillium dahliae VdLs.17
Lineage: Eukaryota; Fungi; Ascomycota; Sordariomycetes; Glomerellales; Plectosphaerellaceae
Product: DNA mismatch repair protein mutS
Exons: 7
Coding region: 1-2532 (843 amino acids)
Biological process (GO): reciprocal meiotic recombination; mismatch repair
Cellular component (GO): nucleus
Molecular function (GO): ATP-dependent DNA damage sensor activity; ATP binding; mismatched DNA binding
Source: RefSeq, a predicted model, not a curated record
AUGGCGGCAGCAUCUCGUGGCUUCGAGUCAUCCUCCUACUUCGAUCCCAGUCUGAGCAACGAAGCAUCCAACGUAUCGAGAGGCAACUCUGCAUCAAGUUUCAGCCGAAUUCCUCUGUACGAAGACGAUGCUCUUGGCCAUUCUCCCUUGCGUGAUGAAGAAACGCCCGCUUCACCCAACUCGCAGUGGACCUCCAACUCAACAUCAGCUCUGGCCCAUCAGCCAGAGCAGGUUGGCUCAGCAUCCACGAUCCGGGCCUCGAGUACCGUUUCCACUGUCCCACACACUGCUUACACCAGUCGCCGAUCCCAGACUCCUUUUCUCCGUGGGGACGAGGGCCGCCACGUCAUAUGCGCUGUAAGCGAGGCGCGAGGUAUAACACCAUCAGUCGGGGUAGCCUUCGUCAAUAUUGCUACUGGAGAGGUCAUUCUCAGUCAAAUCAGUGACAGUCAGUUCUACGUCAAGACCUUGCACAAACUCAACAUGCUCGAGCCAUCGCACAUUCUCAUGGUUCCGUCUGCUUGCGCACCGAACCCAUCAUCCUACCUAUACUAUAUGAUUGAACAACAUGUCGCUAGCGCAAAGAUUGUCCCCUGGCAUAGGAAGUUCUGGUCUGAGUCGGCCGGAUUGGAUUACAUCAGUGAAUAUGCCCUUCAAGGAGAUGCAGAGGCAAUCCAGGUCGCCAUUCAGGGCAACUUCUUCACAACUUGUGCCUUUUCUGCGGUAAUGAAGCAUCUCGAGGUUGAGCUUUCACUCAACAUCGUCUCGCACACAAUGCGUAUCCGCUAUGAACCAUCCGACCAUACCAUGAUGAUUGAUGUGUCCGCUAUCCAGUCGCUUGAGCUUGUACAAAAUCUUCGGAAUUCAAGAUCAAAGGACUCUCUCUAUGGCCUACUUAACCAGACCAUAACUCCAAUGGGUGCUCGGAAGCUCAAAAGUGACAUAUUACAACCAACCACCUUGGUGGAGGAUGUUCUGAAAUGGCGAUACGAAGCUGUAGCGGAGCUGACCUCAUCGGAGGAUAUGUUUAUUGGGUUGGUCAUCAUCCCGCGGAGACCAUCGACCGAGGCAUCCGAGUUUGCUUUGAACCAAGUCAUCAUGAUCAAAGCGUUUCUGGCAUCUGUUCCCAACAUAUACCAGGCACUUGGUCCUGCCCAGUGCCAUUUGCUUGUCAAAAUCCGUGAUCUAUGUCGACCAGAGAUGACGCAACAGGUUCAGGACCUCAUCUCAGAGGCCAUCAAUGCCGACGUGACGUUGAUGAAGUCGCCUUUGGAGAUGCGUAAUGCCCGAAUGUUUGCUGUCAAGUCAGGUUACAAUGGUCUGCUCGAUGUCGCAAGACAGACAUACAAAGAGUGUACCGAGGACGUCCACAGAUACGUUGCUGACUUGAAUAAAACCUAUGAACUAGAUGCCAAGCUCAAGUAUGACACCACCCGAAGAUACUGGCUCCAGCUUAAAGCAGCAGAUUUUCAAAACCGCGCCAUUCCGGACGUUUUGGUGAACCGGGUCAUCAAGAAGGGCCACAUUGAAUGUCUGACUCUCCAAAUGAAGAAAUUCGAUUUCCGCAUCGCAGACUCCGUGACAGAAGCCAUGGGUAUGGGAGACCAGGUGGUUCAAGAAAUGCUCGACUCUAUUCGAACUCAAAUUGAGCCAAUGUUUCGAGUCUGUGACGCUAUUGCGCUACUUGAUAUGUUGGCAUCAUUUGCGCAGAUUGCCAUUCUGAGAGACUACGUGCGGCCUGUCAUCAGUGACACUCUAGGACUGAGGGCGGCACGACAUCCGAUUCUGGACAAGAAUCUCAAUGAUGAAUUCGUCCCGAACGAUGUGUUUUCGAAAGAAGAGUAUCGUUUCCAAAUCAUUACAGGCUGCAACAUGAGCGGCAAGAGCACUUAUAUUCCUGAAGUACUUGGCAAUCGCUUCGGAGUAAUUAACCUUCAUCUUGCCACGAGUACAUCGAUGACACCUCACGAAACCCCAAAGAUGACAAUGCUCUACACUUUGAGCUCAGGAAGGGUGCUUGACGAGCAUUACGGCAUCACAUUAGCCAAAGCUAUGGGAUUCCCAGAUGACUUCUUAGAAGAGGCGGAGAGAGUCUCAAGAAGUUUAAAACAGCAGCGCGAAGCCAACAGGCAGAGCCCGGAGGUUCACAGAAGAAUCAGUCGGCAGAACCUCAUCUUGAACCUACACGAACAACUCAAACAGGCCUAUGCAUCGCAGUUGGAUGAAGAAGCACUGUCCCUUCACCUAGAGAAGCUACAAGAGGAAUUCAUAGCCCGGAUUGAGGCUAUUGAAGGUGAUAGUGACACCGAGUCGGAACCACAGACUCUUUCACCAAUCCAAAGUGCGACAUCCGAGCCAUUAAUGUUCGAAGACGCACCUGCAACGAAACAAGAGGAAUUUAGGAUGGUUGAUCUAUCCGAGGAUGUCAAUGAUACAGAAACGAACGACAUGCCUGCUUCGCCGUUAUGGAGUGACAUUUUUGAGUCUGAUGAGGUUGAUGAAUCGUCCCGAAUGAUGGACGUGGAUGGAUGAUAUGCUCAAAGUCAAUGGGGCUUCUCUGAUCGAGUAUUGCUGAGAAGUGUAUUGAAGGGUUCAAGUUGCUGUUCUCCUCUGUACACUGACACUGCGGGAUGGGGUUAAGGUCUGAGAGUAUCUCGAAUAACCUUGAAAUGCCAUGCAGCGUUAUUCUACACU